This is a messenger RNA of Colletotrichum higginsianum IMI 349063, 3279 nucleotides long. RefSeq names its product Intracellular protein transport-like protein. The record is from RefSeq and is a predicted model, not a curated record. Bases 1 to 3279 code for a protein of 1092 amino acids. NCBI's taxonomy places the organism in Eukaryota, Fungi, Ascomycota, Sordariomycetes, Glomerellales, Glomerellaceae. The transcript is spliced from 2 exons.
AUGGCCGCCCGCGACCCUCGUCCACCUCAUCUCAACCUUCACCUCGAACGCCCACCGCGAGCCACCGAGAUCCCUACCGAUUCUGACACCCUCAGCGCUUCAUCUGAUGUGCUUCGGGGCCGUUCUCCCAACCGCCAUUCCCACCGCCUUGCAACCUCCCCUUCACCCUCUCCUGGACGUACCAGAUCGCAGACCUUGCCUGUGGUAACGCCCACCUUCAACACCGCCAAGGCGAUCAAGCGGAAGCCUCUCUCCUCUACGGCCUCUCAACUCGCCACUAGUUACGGUUCCGGCUCGACAACCCCCUCGGUUUUGUCGCCUUCCGACCUUCCCGCGCCCGACACACGUUUCGCGAGAUCCUACUCUGUCGACAGCCCUACCCUCUAUGAGUACCCCGACAACGUCCGCCCUCUGUUCGCGCCCCCAGCUGCCCAUCAGAAACUUGACAUCCAAACCCCGCCCACAGACGCGGUAGACGACGCGGCCUACUCUACUUCACGAAACAAAACAAGCACCAACCUUGCGUUCCCUCAAACAAAACCUUCAGACGGCCUGCCGGAACCUGCCUACCUGACUGCCGACGUCACCCCAACCUUCUCCCCUAGGUUGCCGAAACCGACACCCGAGCCCAUUCUCGAGGAGGACACGGACGACGACGACUCCGGCUCGACGUACAGUCACAACACUAAUGAGAACUCUAUCAUGUCCAUACCCACCUCCAAACCUACUCCUCCUCAUCUGAAUCUCCAAAGCGAUCGAGACAAUUCUUCACAAACCGUCACCACAAUACUGGAAGUCCGCCGGUCCCUCACGCCUACUACUUCAACUCAGACGCCCUCCCUCGAUAAACCUCUGCCCAAGUCACCGGGCUCUUCCAAGCUAGCCAACUUCUUUGGCUGGGGAUCUUCGCCCUCGCCUUCGACGACCGAGUUCUCCUCUCUUUCUUCACCCCUAGGAUCACCACGACGUACCACGCUGACAGAUGAUACUCCUCUCACAACCGGAGUACCGUCACUGCAGCCGGAACCACGAAAAGGGAAUGCCACACCCACUAACGCACUUGGAUACUGCGAAUCAAACCUGCACACCCCACCGCCUUCCUCCCUAGCCCCAUCACUGCAAAUCGAAGAGAUGGAGGACGAACUUAAGGCCAUCAGUACCGAGCUGGCCUCGUCGAUUCGCCGUGAGAUGGACCUGGAGGACUUGGUCGACAGACUGCAGUCCGAGAUCAACAACCCUCAAGCGCCCGGCAGGAGGACUAGCGACUACUUCUCCGACUCGGGCUACAGCUCCGCCAAGUUCAGCGAGUACGACCAGAAUAAGGAAGAGAUAGAGAAGAUUCAACGACGCGCCGAGCAGGAGAAGGCCUCCAUGCGCCUGGAGUUGACCAACAAGCUGCAAGACGAACGCUUACGGCGAGGUGAGCUUGAUCAGCAAAUUAAGGAGUUGGCCGAAAAAGCUUCACAAUUCGACGUGGCACAAAUUAACAGUGACGACGCCAACAACCGCCUCAGGGACCUGGAACGCACUUGCGAAGACCUGAGACGUAGACUGGGCGAGGAGGUCCAGGUCAAAUCCAACUUUGAGGACCUUCUUUCUGUCCUUAAGGUCGAACUUCAAAGCACCACCAACGAGCGUGACAACCUGCGCGAUGAAAUCGUGCCGCAGCUGAAGGCGAAGCUCGAUGGCCUCGAGGCAGAGGCUUCUGAGUAUGUCAACCUUACCUACGAGUCGUCCAAAAUGCAACAAGAAUUGGAAGUCCUCAGGCAAGAGAACAAGGUUCUCAAGGCUUCGGGACAACAACCGCCGCGGCCAGAGACCCGCGCUCGGAGCUCCACUACUCGCAUCGCUCGAUCUAGCUCCGUCACCGCUGCGCCCUUUGUCUUACAAAAGGCUCCGUCAGGCAUGGGGUUGACUCGCUCUAACACUGUUAAGUCUGGUGUCACCGAGUCUCGCGAGCAACUUUCGGAGCGCCUGAAGGAUGUCGAGGCACAGAGAGACGCCUUGCACAACGCGUUGAAGAGUUUGCUCGAGAGACAGGAGUUCCAAAACCGUGAGAAUGAAAAGAAGAUCAGGACUCUGGAGGUUGAGCGUGACCGAUUAAUGGCCACGUCUCCGCGCAAGGUAGGCUUCGAAAAAGAAAUCUCCAGCUUGCGUAUGGAGAUCAACGUACUCCGUCGCCGCGCUGAAGAGGCGGCCGAACAGAAGUGGCAGGUGGAGAAGGGUCUCGCCGGCCUGAAGAUGGAUCUCGACCGUGCCGAAGGGGAGGUGGCUGCCCUUCGUGAUCUGUUGAAGGAGAAGGAUAUCCUCAUCCCGCCGUCGAUGGCACGAUCAAGUGUGUACGAGCCAGUCUCGGCAGUGCCCGUCACUUCAGGGUCCCUCGAGGCCGCUUUCAAGGAUCUCCAACUUGCCUACAAGGACUCUAUUCUCAGGAUCAAGGAGUUGGAAGUCCACGGUCCUGUAAUUGCUGGGGACGAAGCCACUCAACUGGCCCUCGAGCGCCUGGAGCAAUCUCUCAACUCUGUUGUUUAUGAGCGCGACGCGGCGAAGGAGGAGGCUUUGGCUUACAAGGAUCAUGUGGAAAGCCUUGCCAGCAGCGAGGUUUCGCACCUCGAAAGCGAGCAUGCUCUCGCCGACGAGCUUCGUAUUUCUGCGCAACACGUCGAGGACCUUGCCUCGCAGGUUCAGAAGCAGCUUUCCGUCAACUCGGAACUUCGUCAGCGUCUCGCAGACGCCAUCGCUCGCGGGGACGCGGACCGCAAAGCAAAUGCCGACCGCAUCACUCGCCUGCAGAGUCGUCUCAAGAACCUGGAAGAGCAGCUUCAAUCCACUCAGAUGGCUUCCGAGGAGCGUGUUGCUCGGCACGAGGAACAGCUGAGGGAGAUGCAAGACGCUCAGAGUGCUCAGCUCCGCAGGAUGAGCCCAUCACCCGUCGGCAACGGCUUCCGUUCUCCGCGCAAGGCCGGCUUGAGCCCCAUGCCCUCGCCCAUGUUCCCUCGAUCGCCGCGCCUUCUACCGAAGCAGUCCGUCGAGGAUGACACACAGAUUGACAGGUUGCGCGUCAAGGUCGUCGAGCUGGAGACGGCGCUCACGAACGCCGACUCGGAGAUGCAAGACGUAAUUGCCCGCAUGAGUGCAGCGCAAAUCGAGGUCUUGACCUUGCAGGAAGAGCGAGAGGCCGCAAGGCGCGAAACCAGACGUAUUCAGCAAGAGCUGGAGAGGGAGAAAAUGAAGUCGUUCGAGGAUCGCUUCAGGUCACUCAACGGCACUGUUCGGUGA